Sesamum indicum (sesame) is the source of this 1615-nucleotide messenger RNA. Its product is annotated as ABSCISIC ACID-INSENSITIVE 5-like protein 2. Gene Ontology annotation, biological process: positive regulation of DNA-templated transcription. Gene Ontology annotation, cellular component: nucleus. Gene Ontology annotation, molecular function: DNA-binding transcription factor activity. Lineage: Eukaryota; Viridiplantae; Streptophyta; Magnoliopsida; Lamiales; Pedaliaceae. The record is from RefSeq and is a predicted model, not a curated record.
UUUUUUUCUAGUGCAGAGAAGGGAAUAGAAUGUGGGUCUGAUUUCUCUCUCUUUCUUUCCUAUAUUUAUUAUUUUUGUCCACAUUUACACUUUGAUUUGUGAAGAAUUAGAUUUUGAGCUCAGGUUCUUGCAGCAUGGUUUCUGGGUUUUCUAUUUUCUUGUAGAGAGUGGCAGGCAGUGGCUGCAUGGAUGCUCACAUCUCACUGUAACUCUUCUCUUCAUUUCUGGGGUUCUUGUAUUUCUCAUGGUUGGAAUGGUGCAUUUCAUGCAAAGCUUUGGGGUUUUAGGACUUUGUUUUGCUGAUGUUGAUUAGGGGUCUUUUGGGAGUAGUAAUUUCUUGGAGAAGUUGAUUUUGGGUUGUGAGUAGAGAGAGAGAGAGAGGAGGGUGUUGUAUGGUUGCAAGAAUGGGGACCCAGGGGGGUGGUAGUAACAGCAUUGGCGGAACCCAAGCCCAAACCCAAAUUCAAACCCAGGACCCGAAAUCGAACCCGUUGGCUAGGCAAGGAUCAUUGUACAGCCUCACUCUUGAUGAGGUUCAGAACCAGUUGGGUGACCUGGGGAAACCUCUGAGUAGCAUGAAUCUUGAUGAACUUCUCAAGACUGUGUGGACAGUUGAGGCUAAUAAUCAAGCAACAGGAAGUGUUGAUUAUGGGCCUGCUGCACAGCAGCCUGGCCAGCCUGUGUCUGGCUCGUCUUUAAAUCAACAGUCAAACCUUAUGCUUCCUACGGAUCUGAGCAAGAAGACUGUUGACGAGGUGUGGCAGGACAUUCAGCAGGGGCAUAAAAGGGGUAGUCUUGACAGGAAAGCUACUCUUGGGGAAAUGACAUUGGAGGACUUCUUAGUUAAGGCGGGAGUGGUUGGCUUGGGGGGUGCUGACCCAAUGGGACUGCCGCAGCAAGCUCAAUGGAUGAAUUUUCAAAUCCCUUCGGUACACUCUCAGCAGCAACAGAAACAUAGUAUGCUGCCGGUAUUCAUGCCAGGCCAUUCAGUUCAACAGCCUAUUCCUCUUGGUGGAAAUCCUAUCAUGGAUGCUGCUUACUCUGAAACACAAAUAACCAUGUCUUCAUCGCCUAUGAUGGGCACUCUAUCAGACACACAGACACCAGGACGAAAAAGGGUUGCUCCUGAUGAUAUAGCCGAAAAGAGUGUUGAAAGGAGGCAGAAGAGGAUGAUCAAGAACCGGGAAUCUGCAGCCAGGUCACGAGCAAGGAAACAGGCUUACACCCACGAGCUGGAGAACAAGGUUUCACGUCUGGAGGAGGAGAAUGAAAGGCUCAAGAGACAAAAGGAAUUGGAGAAGGUGCUACCAAGCAUACCACCACCAGAACCAAAGUAUCAACUGCGACGAACAAGCUCAGCACCCAUAUGAGGAUCUUGUAGAUUCGUUAUCGUUUAAGUUUCAAUUAGCUGUGUUAGUUUAUUACCAGUUACAACUACUUGGGGUGCUGCCGCCGCCGCUGCGAAGAUGACAAGCUCAGAGUAUUGUAGUCUUGUAGUUGGCUUCACUCUCUUGAACAUCCCUUGGCUGUUAGAUACCCCAGUAACGAGUGAACCUUCUUCUUGUAUGUACAUUUUUAUUGUAUAUUAAUCAAACUUUGAACUCUGUGGGACUAA